Molecule: messenger RNA, 2611 nt
Organism: Cebus imitator (Panamanian white-faced capuchin)
Lineage: Eukaryota; Metazoa; Chordata; Mammalia; Primates; Cebidae
Gene: CUNH8orf33
Product: chromosome unknown C8orf33 homolog
Exons: 5
Coding region: 416-1111 (231 amino acids)
Source: RefSeq, a predicted model, not a curated record
UGACCCUCGCCGAGCGAGCGUCGCGGGCUGCACCGGGUCCCAGGCCGGUGUCUCUUCCCCGGCUCCCAGGGGUUUUUGCCGACACCCCUCCUGCGCCACAGCUGUUCCUGUGCUGUUCACUUGCUUUUCGCUCCCCACCCAAAGGUGAGCCUUGAGAGGACACACCCUUGUGUAGAGCUUUGAACUUUUGUCCGGAAAGGUGCCGGGCACGUAAUCAAUGCCCGGGAGCACUCGCUUACGGGGUCCUCCCGAGACCCACCGCAGCCUCUUCCCGGAGCCCCGAGGCCCCGCCCCUUACGGCUCCGCGCCCCGCCCCGCCUGCGCCCUGCGGAACCCGGAGUCGCAGGCGCGCUGCUGGAGGACGGAAUUCGGCGUCGGACUCUGCGCCUCGUAGUUCCGGUGGCUACUGCGGCGCAUGGCGGCCCUAGGACAUUCUGCCGGGGAGGCAGCGGCGGUCCCAGCCCCGGGGAGUCCCCGCGCGUCCCGCAGACACCUGCUCCUCGACCCGGUUUCUAGCGCCGGGAAUCCUUCCGCUGUCUGUCUCUGCCCAGGGCAACGCACGUGCAGUAACACCGCCUCCAGAGUGCACCCGUUAGGCGAUGAAGGCAGCGCAGCGUCGAAAAAACAAAAGAAGAAGAAGAAGAAAACCUUGAACAGGGCCUCUGUGGCAAAUGGCGGCGAGAAGGCCUCAGAGAAACCCGCCCCAGAGGAAGUCCCCCUAAGCGCUGAGGCCCAGGCACAGCAGUUGGCCCAAGAAUUGGCUUGGUGUGUGGAGCAGCUGGAGCUGGGCCUCAAGAGGCAGAAACCCACUCCGAAACAGAAAGAGCAGGCUGUUGGAGCAAUCCGAACCCUGCGCAGCAAAAGAACUCCCCUGCCCCGGAAGAGGCAGCUGAUGCACUCCUUGUUUGGAGACUACAGGGCUCAGAUGGAAGCCGAAUGGCGUGAGGCCCUGCGGGCUCUCAGAGCUGCUUAUUCAGCCCAGGUGCAGCCUGUAGAUGAAGCCACUAGAAAGAAGAGCCAAAGGGUCUGCAGGCCUCGCCCUUUAGGGAGAACCAAAGCCACUCUGGAAACUGCUCUGCCUGAUGAAGAGUUUAGGUUCAAUUUCUUUUAGCUUCUCCCCCAACUUGAAACAGUCCCCCUCCCUUGGGGUGGUGUAGGGGUUUGUCUUGAGUGCAGAGUCUUUCCAGGACUUCUGUUGGCAGAGAACCCUGGAGUUGGUCUUUCCCUGCCUGGUCCAAGGAUUUGGAGCUGUUGUGCAGGUGUGAGACCAUCAGACAGGCACAAGAACUCAUUUGUUUUUUGAUGAAAUGUUCCCUCUUCCAGAAGAGAGAGAGAGGUGCAGUUGGAAAACAUACAAUAAAUUGAAGUGAGUGUACAGGGUAUUGCAGAAGAAUAUUGUAGUCAGUCUUUAGGAUUAGCUUAAGUGGCUGUUGGUAACAAAGAUUAGUUGGAAAUCUAUUUAAUCGUACAGUGGUUUUCACUUUUGAAGGGAAUCCCUGUUAAAUGGUUUAGUGCUUUAUGCUGUUAUGUCACAUUGUCCUAAUCUCUAUUUUUGGUAAAAUUGGGUAAGGGAUGAAAGACCACCUGUGUUAGAGAAAGUACAGAAGAUGCUGGGGUCUGGUAUCCCUGGUCCAGGCUCCCACCUGGGUCCUUUGUCCAUGUUGCCUUCAUUCCUGACCAUGUGUCAUCCUCAGGGAACCAGUAUGGCCCCCACCAGGCCAGGCUCUGUUCUUAAGAGCAAGGAUCUUCUUGCCCUAACAAUUCUGGCCUGAGACCCGGAUUGAGCCUCAGCUGACUUCUUGCCUAAAUGUUGGCCAUGUCAGUCUCAGGUCCUCUCUUCCAUGGAAUUGGGAAUCUCCAGGUGACCUAAUCCUUAUUGGUGGCUCAGUAUUUGCUAGUGUCUCCCAAACUCAGUUCCCAAACCCGGACCCCAACUGCCUACUAAGCAUUUCCACUGGGGUAUUUCAUAGGCAUUUCAAACGUGAUAUGUUUAAACCACUUGAUUAAGCUCUAGUUUCCCUUUGGCUUCUGCUUUUCAGUGAAUGACACAACUGCUCAUCUAGUUGAUAUGGCAAGAAGCCUGUGUAAUCCUUGAUUGCUAUCUUUCAAGCACUAUAUACUUUGAGUACUUUAGCUGGCAUAUCAGCUCUGUCUUCAAAAUAAAUCUCAAAUAUUUCAUGUUUUCUUUAUCUUCACUACUGCUCAUUCUACAUGUGACUUUUCUUACCUUGCCUGCUGUGUUAGCCAGACUGACUCUUCAUGUAUGGUGGAUCACAUUCUCCUGAUCCAUGACUUUCCUGUACCUAGAAUACAAUAUGAAGGCUGAUGUACAAUGCCCUACCUAGGCCUGCAUGUGUUUACUCCCCUGACGGCCUCUCUGAUAUGGUCCCCCUCUGCUCCUCAGGCAACUGAAUUUCAUCCUGCCUCAAGGUCUUGCUCUUACUUUUGCCUGGAUUACUCUUCCUCCAGAUCUUAGCAUAACUGGCUUCCAGGAAAGUAAACAUCAGAUUUGUGUGAGAAAGUGGCUCUAUGCCCUAUGAUUCAUCAGGCUGAGGUAACAGAUUCAGGAAACAGAUUUCCUCCAUGGUCACUGUGCAGAUGUAAAGUGUCA